Molecule: messenger RNA, 3433 nt
Organism: Penaeus vannamei (Pacific white shrimp)
Lineage: Eukaryota; Metazoa; Arthropoda; Malacostraca; Decapoda; Penaeidae
Source: RefSeq, a predicted model, not a curated record
CAUACCCGUCGCCAUCUUGUUGUAUAUUACGGAUUUUUGGGGGAAAAAAUAGGCGUAUUCUGAAGAUCCUGCGAAUUUUAUAACAUUUUUCUACAUUGUGAUGAAAUGAUUUAAAAUGGCUUCCCUGAGCAGUGAGCGACAGUUGCGAUUCCGCUGGAAUGACCACAUGCAGCAUGUUUCAAAGGUUUUAACACUGCAAAGGCUAGAGGAGCAGUUCUGUGACGUGACUCUUGUAUCAGAUGAUGGUUUCGUGAUGAAGGCACACCAGGCAAUCUUGGCCUCCACAUCUGCCUAUUUCCAGCGAGUCUUGUCAGAGGUUGCUUCUGAUCAGUAUCCUAUGAUUGUACUUCGAGGGGCAAAGUUCCGUGAGAUGAGCUGUCUCUUAGAUUACAUGUAUCAAGGAAAUACACAGGUAGAUCAGAGUUUGAUGGAAUCUGUCCUUGAGGUUGCUGAUAUGCUCGAGGUGAAGGGGCUCUCACGUAUACGUUCCAAUACUUCCCUAAAGAAAUUCAUGGGACAUACAUCCCCAACUGCCUCAAAUACACCAGUCACAGAGGAGCCAAGGUCAGGCUGCAGGUCUCCAGAGGAUCAGUUCUAUCAAAGCAACCAACAGGAAAGCAGGACCCUUGAGGCAGAUGGAGGAUGGAGGGGGUUGCAAGGCAGCACAGUGAAUGACAAUGGCCCUUCCAAGGAGAACAUUCACACACCAGCAGAAGCGAUCUCUACCUCUCACACACCAGCUCAUGCUCCUUGCCACCAAGGCAACACCCAGGAGGACCAGGAUGAAACACAGACUUCAGGCAUUGAUCUUUCCUUAGCUAAGAAUGAACCUUGGUCACCCAGGGAAGGUAUUGCUCAUGCAGGACCAAAAGAAGAUAUUGAAGAAGAAGGAUUAGGCCCAGCAAAGAAAAAAAGAAAGCAUCAGGAGAGCCUCUGUUCAGAAGUAACUCUAGAUCAAGUUUCUGAUCCAGACUGGGGAAGAAUAGCCACCAAGUUGGAUGAGAGGCCUCUCCACAAGCCAAGAACAAUCAGCCUCACAUCCAUUACGACUACUGAACUAGACCUGAGCCCAGUGCGACACAAGAGUCCUACACCCAAGAGUAAAGAUAGUUUAUCAUCGUCACUGCCUGUUGUGGAGAAGACUCUAGAGGUGCCUUGUGAAGAUGGUCCCUUGACCAUUAGCCUCACCACAGGCCAGGAGAGCGAAAACUGGCGCACCUUGGCUAAGAGGAAACCCCUGUUUUGCACAUCUCUUUCCCUGCGAAGAGCUAAACGUAAAAUCAAAACAAAGCGUAACAUGGACGAAAGUAGGAAGAAGUGGCUAGCAAAGGAGAGGAGAUCAUUGUUUGGAUCAGAGUCAACGGAAAGGCCAAUAACUAGAGCCCUUGAAAGAUUAAAAAGCAAAACAGUUUCUGCAGCACUGGCAUCAAUGGAAAAAGUUAGUGUUAACUGUGACCCACCUUUCCCAACUGAUGAAAGUGGAUCAAAGUGUAAUGGUGACAAAGAAAACAUACUGUUGCAAAAAAGUGCAUCCUCAGAAGAUAACCCCAAAAUAUCUGUUUCAAUUAAGUCCACUUCUAGCAGUAACAAAGACUCUGCUGUAUGGGAACUUUCAGAGAAGAGAACAUCUGACGGUAAGUUUCAAGAAUCAUCAGAUGAAGUAAAAUUUCCUGCUAUAAGCCCCUUGUCUCUCUUUACAUUACCUCCUGUAAAAGAGCGAGAAAAACAGACUCGGACUACAUUGACCCUCGAGGAAAAAGUGAAAGUGAUUGAGGCAUUUUUGGAUGGUAAAUCUCAGCGUCAGAUUGCACAUAUGUAUGGAAUUGGGAAAACUCAAGUUAGUGGAAUAAUUAAGAGAAGGGAAGAAAUUCUCACUAUAUAUAGAGAUAGCCUUCUCAGAGGUGAGAAGCUAACUAUGAAGAGACAGCGCAAGAGUGAAUAUGCAUUGUUGAAUCAGCACCUUAUUCAGUGGUAUAGGCACAUGACUGUAGUUGCAGGGGUUAAGAUUACUACUGGAAUGCUGCGAGCAAAAGCUCUGCAAAUUGCACCUGAACUUGGUUAUCAUGAUUUCAAAGCAUCAAAUGGAUGGCUUGCCACAUUCAAAGCUAAUAACAAUCUGAAAUUUUCAAAACAGAGAAAAUCAGAUUCUUGUGAUGAACAGGGAAAUGCUGAGAAUGAUUCUGGUCAUAACAGGGAUGAUGAUGAAUCCUUUUUUGAAGAUGGAGAAGGGGAUAAUUCUUCUAGUCACUUACCAAUCAUAAAGCACAUUGCUGGGCCAAGCAAUAUGACUCCAGGUUCUACAAACCAUGAAGGAGGCAAUUCUGAAAUUACCCUUAAUCGCAAUUCACAGCCUGGGGAUUCUUCAUCAGCCGCGCAGGCUGACCAGGGAACAUCACUCAUUCAUCCUGGUCUUGCUGCUGCAGGAGUGUCUAAAGCCCCACAGAUGGUUAACACUACCUUAGGUGCUAACCUAACUGCUGCUGCAUACAACUUAUCACGAGACUUAACAAGAGAUCUCACUCGAGGAGAUGCCACUACUGCUGGUGAUCUUUCAACUGCAGCUAUGAACUCUAGUCCUCUCAACCACUCUGUCUCAGCACUGAAUGUUAGUCGCGCAGUCAUUGACAAUUCAUUAAGUAAACCAUCAGAUACAGCCCUCUCAACAUACAAGUCAGAGGAGCCAAUAGGAUAUGGAUAUGACCCACAAAACCGCAUGACAGAUACAAGUAGUCGCGGUACAGAAUACAACUACACUCCUUAUGGAUUUCCUGGGGGAUACUAUGGCUAUCACUUUCUUGGACAGUAUUAACAUAUGUGUUCAUGUGUGUGCCAGCACCAAAAAUGAUGUGCUUGUGUUAUCAUAUUUAUUUUUCUCAUUGCCAUUUUGUUGGCAUGUUAACUCUACUGUGAAGUAUUGACAAAAACUACAAAAGUAAAUAGCAUGAUAUAUUAUUCUUUUUUGUAAAUAUUUUUCAUAUUUGGAAGGAUGGCAUCUAUUGGUAUUAUAAGGUCUUUAAUGUAAUGUAUGUUGAAAAAAAUCUUUAAAUGUUAAUGAUGUAUCUUCUUGAAUUAUAUUUUAAAUGUUAACUUUAAGUUUUUAGUUAAAGCCAAAGGUGAGGUAGUUUUCAUACUUCUGAGACCCAAUAGAUUUAUUAUUGAAUUCAUAUAAAUGAUUGUUUUCAUCUGUGAUAUAUGUAGUGCCAAGCAGCUACAUAACCUCUUUAGAGUGAAGACUUGUAUAUACAUAACCCCUAGCAAUUAAGUUCCCAGUAGUUGGGACCUUAACUAGUUUGUAUACUGUACUUGGAUCUCAUAUUUAUUACUGAUAAUACAACUGUAAUAACUGAAGGGUUUAUUACACAAGUGAGGAUACAAUAUUCCUGAGUCUGAUUUGUAAACAUAAAGAUUCUGAUAAUAAACAUAGUGACAAACA